GUUUCCUCGCUCAAACUUGGCGUCAUCAAGCUACGCCUUUGUUUUGAAUAGGCCUCUAACGACCUCUAGCGGACAGAAUUAUUACAUACUGCACCUUUAACUAGACUAACUGGUUAAUUAGUAAAUUACAGUGGGUUGAAUAGUUGUUGAAUAUAAGAUGUUUUGAAGGACAAAGAAUGCAUUGCACAGUGACAUUUUCAGUACUAGCGCUAGUAACACAACAAUGGAUACUAGUUCGUUUUAAGGAGGACUACAUGUUAAAACGGCUUGCCAUACACCGUGUUUGUCCACCCCGAGAACAUGUUGCGUUUUUGUUCUCGUAGAAACACAUUUUAGAUUGAGCUCUGUCCUGUGAAUGAAAGACCCUCCCUUGUUGCUGCGACGCCUGUUUCUUCCAACACCGUCAUCUCAAGCGAUCUGCUUCAAUGGGAGCACCAUCGAUUCUGCAUACCUUUUUGAAGUGCCACUAGAAUUGCUGGAAGCAAGAUCUGAUGCUGGUGCCUUGUCCGUUUAUUUUCAAAGAAAACGGACGUGUAGCGUUUUUUUCCAAAGGGAAAGCUGUAACACAAUAGGGACACUGGAGUUAUGAUGAAGGCUCGACGGAUGACUGGCGCUGUCCGUUCAGCACCAGCUCGCGCUCAAUGACACCAUAAAAAAACCUGCAUGACACCCUCAAACCCGAGCCGGGGGUCAGGAUAUUGGGUUAUUUGAAGGAAAACGCGUCCUUAGAAGUCAUUCAAGUGCAUGAAAGGGGUUUUGGAUUUCUAUUGUUCAUCUGAGGGUGGCAUGGACACUUUGAGGCGCACCUGGCACGAUUGUAAACAUAUUUGAAUUUUCGGAACAUGGGUCCCAGCGGUAUGAUGACGGUCCGUGGGCUGGAGAUAUGACUAGAGAGGGACGCGAUGGGCCAAGGGGACGACAAGGAUCGUAUCGUGAUCAACGUCGGAGGAAUCAAGCACCAGACUUACCGCAGCACCCUGCGCACCCUGCCCGGCACUCGGCUUUCCUGGCUGGCGGAGCCCGACGCGCCUAACAACUUCGAUUAUGAUGCGAACAUCGGAGAGUUUUUCUUCGACCGUCACCCGGGCGUUUUCGCCCACAUUCUUAACUAUUACCGCACGGGCAAGCUGCAUUGCCCGGCGGACGUGUGCGGACCCUUGUAUGAGGAGGAGCUGGCGUUUUGGGGGAUCGACGAGACGGACGUGGAACCGUGUUGUUGGAUGACCUACCGGCAGCAUCGAGAGGCGGAGGAGGCUCUGGACAGCUUCGCCGGGGGUGCUCUCGACCUCGGCCAUGAAGACCCGGAGCCUGAGGGGGUCGUUGAGGCAGCCGAGGGGGAUGAGGGUGUUGAGAUGACCCGGAGACUGGCGCAAGGCGACUCGCCCGAUAACAGAUCCGGGCGCUGGAGCAGGUGGCAGAAGAAGACGUGGGCGCUCUUUGAGGACCCGUAUUCCUCAAAAUACGCACGGUGGAUAGCAUUUGCAUCUUUGUUCUUCAUUUUGGUAUCCAUUACCACAUUCUGUUUGGAGACUCAUGAGGCCUUCAAUCCCAUCAUCAACCGUACAGAACUCUAUACGGACGGCAAUGAAACUCGGGAACGUUUCGUCCAGGAGACGGAGACCAUGGUGCAGUUAACCUACGUUGAAGGUGUCUGCGUUGUGUGGUUCACUUUUGAGUUUCUGAUCCGAGUGACUACCUGUCCAAACAAAUUAAAGUUUGUCAGAAACACCCUCAACAUCAUCGACUUUGUGGCCAUCCUCCCCUUCUACCUGGAGGUGGGACUGAGCGGACUCUCCUCCAAAGCAGCGAAAGACGUGUUGGGUUUCCUCCGUGUGGUACGAUUUGUUCGAAUUCUCCGUAUCUUCAAGUUGACACGACACUUUGUGGGUUUGCGGGUACUAGGGCACACGCUCCGUGCCAGUACCAAUGAGUUUAUCCUCCUCAUCAUUUUCCUUGCACUCGGAGUCUUAAUCUUUGCCACUAUGAUCUACUAUGCCGAACGUAUUGGAAGAAACCCCAAUGAUCCCAAUGCUAGUAACGACACUCACUUCAAGAACAUACCCAUUGGCUUCUGGUGGGCUGUGGUAACAAUGACAACCCUCGGCUAUGGCGAUAUGUACCCUCAGACGACGUCUGGUAUGCUGGUGGGCGCGCUGUGCGCCCUUGCAGGUGUGCUGACGAUUGCCAUGCCUGUCCCUGUAAUCGUGAACAACUUCGGCAUGUACUACUCCCUAGCCAUGGCGAAACAAAAACUACCAAAGAAAAAAAAUAAGCAUAUCCCACGAGCACCUCAACUGGGGUCUCCCAACUACUGCAAGUCAGCCAUCAACUCCCCGCGACCCAGCACGCACAGCGACACAUGCCCCCUGGCACAGGAAGAGGUUUCUGAGAUCAGAUACCAAGAUUUUAAAGUGAAUGGGGAGCCAUCGAAAGCUGCCCUGGCCAAUGAGGAUUGUCCUCACAUCGACCAGGCGGUGUCGCCCGAGGAAGUCUUCAGCCCCGUGGACCGCGAGAGACCCUGCUUCCUGCUCACUUCCGGAGGAGACCGAGCCAAUCACACAGGGGGGAGAGUCAGGAAGGGUUAUGAAAAGCCAUGGAGCCAUAGCAGCAUGUCUGGAGGCGUGGCCUCAGUGUCGGCUCUGCCCUGCAGCCCGCCCUGUCUCAUGCAGCAGGUCCACUCUCCCAUCCCAUCCAUCCUGUAGCAUGGACAACAAAACUAACCAAUCAGAGGCCCUCGCUCCGCAGUGCUGCGCUGAGAUGCCUGCUCACACUGUGUACCAUCCGUCUCUCAUUAAACUCUCUUUCAUUUGAAACUUCUCUUCUCUUCUCUUCUCUUCUCUUCUCUUCUCUUCUCUUCUCUUCUCUUCUCUUCUCUUCUCUUCUCUUCUCUUCUCUUCUCUUGCUUCCUUUCCUCUUCCCCUCUCCUCGUCCUUAUUCUCUUUUCCUUCCUAAUUCUCAAUCCAUCUCCUUUCUCUUCCUUCUCUGCUGUUAUCCUUAAUCUUCCUUCACUUCUUUGCUUCUAUUUCCUCUCCCGCUUCCUCUUUCACUCCUUACUCUCUUUUCCUUCCUCAUUGUCUGCCCUUCUCCUUCCUCUUCCUUCUCUGCUCUUAUCCUUUAUCUUCUUCUUAAUUACCUCUCCUUCCUCCUCCUCUUCCUUGUUUCUUUCUUGUUUUCCUACCUCUUCUUCCACUACUCUCCUUCCUCUUCCUCCCCAUUUCCUCUUCCUGCUUCCCUUCUCUUGUCUGUUCUUUUCUCCUUCUCAAUCUUUUCCUCUUCCUCUGUCUUUCCUCUUCCUUUUUCUCUUCUGUUCCUUCUGUUAUUCCCUUCACUUGUCUAUCCUUAUUGCUUCCUCUUCCUAGUUCUUUUCUCUUCCUCAUCUGUACUUGUCUAUUCUUCCUUUCUGCUCCCUCCUCUCCAUUUUCCUGUUUUCCUCUUUUCUUUUUCUCAUUUCUUCUGCAUCCUCUUCCACUCCUUAUUCUCUUUUCCUUACUCAUCCUCUGCCCUUCUCCUCCUCUUCCUUCUCUGCUCUUCUCCUUUAUCUUCUUCUUAAUUACCUCUAUUUCCUCCCCCUCUUUCUCCUCCAUUCUCUUAUCUAUUCUUUUUUCUUGUUUUAUUACCUCUUCUUCCACUAUUCUUCUUCCUCUUCCUCUCCCUUUCCUCUUCCCUUGUCUGUUCUUUCCUCUUCCUCUGCCCUUCCCUUUUUCUCUUUCCUCCUUUCUUCUAAUCCUUCCAUUUUCCUCCUCCUCUUUCCUUCACUUGUCUAUCCUUGUCUCCUGUUCUCUUCUCUUCUCCAGUCUCUCAUCUUCCUAUGCAGUGGUCUCAUACAUCUACCCUCCCUUCUUUGCUGUCUCAUUUCUUUCCUCACUUUCAAAUCUCUACACUUUCAUUCUUCCCCUUAUCUCUCCUUCAUUGCUCCUUUUUCCUAAACCCUGGGUGUUUUAAGCUGUGGUUUUCAUUAGGUGCUAAUGGACACCAUUUAAAAGGAAAAAAGAUGAGACAAUGGCUAUUUCAUAUAUGAUAUAAGAUAAAAUUAGUUUGAAGUAACACUAACAAUCAUGAUUCUAGUGAUGCACACGUCACCAACAUAGAAACUUGACUGAAGAAACCUCAUUUGCAUUUGCAUGCCUUGCAUGGGAAACUAUCUGAGAAAACAAUGUAAGUUUAUUGAAAAUAUGUAAGAAAAAUGUUUUUUCACCCAAAGCUUCUUUGAAUAUAUCUGAUGCAGAGUAUGAUAUCAUUUAUGAUGACAUACAAUAUAUGUAGCAAUUGUUUUUUUUAUUUUUGCAGACAUUUUUUUUUGCCUUUCCCCAAACUAUGAUCUCUGGUGUGUUUUAAACACCCUGUAUCUGUUAGUAGCAGCAAUCAAGGUGACCAUCUGACUUUUUGACAAAUUAAGAUGCAAAUACAAAAAAAAUGCACUUUAACUCACUGUUUCUCAACAAGAGCAGGCAAAUCUAAAUAGCAGAAUUUCAAUGACAAUACCAGCUAUUAUAUAAAGUAGCUUUUAUUUUCACAAAACCCAUAUUUUUCAUAAAUUCAGUUUCAAAUGUGAUUUAUCUGGAGUACAUACAUGUGUAUAUCACAUUUUUAAACAUUUAACACUGUAGCAAAGCACACGCAAUCACAGAAAAUAUACAAUAUUGAUGUAUCGUGCAGUUGACAGAAAAAAAGCGUCUUUUAAAAAUAAACUAAUCAAUGUACUUUUGGGAUUACUUGGGGAGAGGUAAAUGCAUGGAAUUUUAUGCAAAAAUACAUAUGCGAAUGACAAAACUGUAAAUAUGAAAAUUGCAUGAAAUAAAUUUUGUAUCCAAUCUGUA
Megalobrama amblycephala (Wuchang bream) is the source of this 4817-nucleotide messenger RNA. It is a transcript of the gene kcnc1b, whose product is annotated as potassium voltage-gated channel, Shaw-related subfamily, member 1b. The record is from RefSeq and is a predicted model, not a curated record. The transcript has 4 exons. The coding region runs from base 903 to 2702 and encodes 599 amino acids. Gene Ontology annotation, biological process: protein homooligomerization; potassium ion transmembrane transport. Gene Ontology annotation, molecular function: delayed rectifier potassium channel activity; protein binding. Gene Ontology annotation, cellular component: axon; dendrite membrane; neuronal cell body membrane. NCBI's taxonomy places the organism in Eukaryota, Metazoa, Chordata, Actinopteri, Cypriniformes, Xenocyprididae.